Messenger RNA from Arthroderma uncinatum, 1770 nucleotides. Its product is annotated as retrograde regulation protein 2. Lineage: Eukaryota; Fungi; Ascomycota; Eurotiomycetes; Onygenales; Arthrodermataceae. Gene Ontology annotation, biological process: regulation of transcription by RNA polymerase II. The transcript is spliced from 2 exons. Bases 1 to 1770 code for a protein of 589 amino acids. The record is from RefSeq and is a predicted model, not a curated record.
AUGUCGUCCUCGGCGCUGAAAACCAUAGACACUCGGGAUGUGCAAUAUCUGCAUGCUGUCGUUGACAUGGGCAGCAACGGGAUUCGCUUCUCGAUCUCUGAUUUAUGCCCAGCUACGCAGAGAAUUAUGCCAACGGUUUUCCAAGACCGAGCCGGAAUUUCUCUUUAUGACGCGCAGUUCGGGUCAGAGGGUAGCACCAGGAGACCAAUUCCUGAUGAAGUCCGGGAUCAGAUUGUUUCACGGCUUUUGCGAUUCAAAGUGACGUGCGAGGACUUCGGGGUGCCAGCUGGAAAUAUCCAGAUACUCGCCACCGAAGCCACAAGAACUGCGCCAAACUCGGCUGAGUUCAGAGCAGCGAUCUACGAAGCCACAGGAUGGGAGAUAACCAUGCUCCCGAAAGAAGAGGAAGGCCGAAUCGGGGGACUAGGAAUUGCAUCCAGCCUGUCCCGCGUAGAGGGCCUGGUGAUGGAUCUUGGGGGCGGGAGCGUACAACUCUCAUGGAUGAUAUUCACGCACGAGAGUGCAGAAGUAGAAUCAUAUCCGGGCGGAUCUAUCAGUUUUCCGUAUGGGGCGGCUGCUUUGACAAGGAGACUGGAUGAAGCACAAAAGAAUGGCGCAGACGCCGUACGACAGCUCAAGGACGAGAUGCUACACUGCUUUCGAGGCGCUGUCGCUGACCUUCAGCUUCCGCCCAGUUUACAGGCAAAACUGGAGGGAGAUGGUGGGCUUGAUCUCUAUCUUAGCGGAGGAGGAUUUAGGGGUUGGGGAUACUUACUCCUCAGCCAAUCACUCAUCAACCCGUAUCCGAUUCCAAUUCUGAACGGAUUCAGCGCCGACAGAUCGCAGUUUCUUGAUACAUCCGCCGUCAUCAAUACCCUGAGCUCAGAGUCUACGAUAUAUGGCGUCUCGGCUCGUAGAGCGACGCAGGUGCCGGCUGUGGCAUUUCUCGUCAACGUCCUGGCAGAGACCAUUCCAUCGAUAAAGAAGAUACAUUUUUGCCAGGGAGGAGUCCGCGAAGGCAUACUAUUUGAUAAGCUACCACCUCAGGUACGACGGAAUCACCCUCUAGUCGAGGCGACGUCCCCAUUUAAAACCAGAUCUGCUUCGGAGAUAGCUCUUCUGCUGCGGCAAGCGAUCCCAGACACCAAUGCUGCAGGAAACCCCUAUGCACCGCCACCGACAAUCACGACGACUGGGUUUAUUGAAGCCCUCGCAAAUUCCAUGUAUAUCCAUUCCUCGGUCCCGAGAGAGUCGUACGCAGCCGCGGCUCUACACUCGACGACUACAGGAAUCAUUGCAUAUGCACACGGCCUCUCACAUGCAGAUCGGGCCAUGUUAUGUCUUGCCCUAUUUGACCGGUGGACAGGCGAUGUAUCUCCUUCUGAUGAAAGAUUUCUGCAGAGACUCCGAGAAAUACUCACCAUGCAAGAGGCAUGGUGGUGCCAAUAUAUUGGUCGCGUCGCAGGCCUCGUGGGCAGCAUUUACCCAGCAGGAUUCAUUGGAAGCCACACCCGAAUUUCCUUCAUGGCCAGGUUAUCCCAUCGUCAAACUAAGAAGGGCAUCACCAAGCAUUUACUGAGUUUAGUGGCCAAUAUUCCAGAUUCAAAGAACCCGUCCUUUGACAGUGACUCCGUGGCGGCGGGAUUAAAGAAGAUUAAGAGGACGGGGAAGAAAGGCGAGUAUAUACGUAGCAGCGAACGAAUUGGAUUGCCGCAGCCGGGGGAAGAAGACUGGCGACUGAAAGUCGAGACAGACAUCUACUGUGUUUGA